CGGGUGUUACUCGACUCUGGUGACGGGGUCUCAAGAACGUCAACCGCAUGAUCUCAACUCACCGAAAGGAAAUCCCUCCACAGAGUGGAUGGUUAGGUAUCUCUUAUACUUGCGAGUAUGAUACAAUCACCACGACCACACCUCACAAGCCAAGCAUCAAGACAUUGCCAUCUAUCGCACUUUGAUCUCUUAAAGGCCAUUACUACUCCACAUGAUAUUCCCGUGUCGCUCAUAAACCACUGACAUGACAUCGGCAUCUCCGCUCGUCUAAUUGAUUCUGUAACCGAAUUUAGAAGAUACACGUGGUCAGGAUGAUGCCGUAACUCUUUCCCAAGGGUUCUUGAAACAACUGUAUAUAUUGAUGCACUGGCGAAUCGCUGGUAGUGAAGUAUUAACCGCGGGACAGUGAGGAGUUAGCGGAGGAUCGAUCGGGAAUCAUUUCGAUGGACGAUUCGGAGAUAACAUUUUUGUGAGUGUUGCUUUGGAUAAAAGGAGUAAGAACUGCUGAGAACUCCAGACAGAAGUGAAAAUGGGGAACAAAAACGCUCGGAUAUCUGACCAGGAUUUGGAAUACCUCCUGAAUAAAACUUCGUUUUCUCGAAAACAGAUUAAGGACUGGCAUAAGGCAUUUCACAAAGACUGUCCAGAGGGUGAAAUCUCACGGAACAAAUUCCUUGACAUAUAUUCCCAGCUCUUCCCCGAUGGCAAAGCAAAAUCAUUCUACGAGCACCUGUUCAGAACAUUCGAUAUAGACAACAGUGGGAAAAUCGAUUUUAAGGAAUUUUUAGUGGCAAUUAGUAUAACACAAGACGGCAACCCUGAAGACAAGCUUGAUUUGGCAUUCCGACUGUACGACAUCGACCGAAAUGGUGCUAUUGAGGAGAGCGAAAUGGCCGAAGUAAUACGAGCAAUUUACAAAAUGGUUGGCCAAGAUGCAGAUCUCGACGCAGCGAAAAAUGGCGUCUCCGCUGAUGAGAGGGCAAAGGUCAUAUUCAAAAAGAUGGACGAAAACUCUGAUGGACAGCUGACGAAGGAGGAAUUCCUUAAAGGCUGUUUGAACGAUUCAUCGCUGUAUAAUAUGUUAACGGGGAAGGGCGAGGGAUUAGAGCCACUGAGUGUGAAACCGAAGGAGAAAGACGCUGAACCUGAUGAUGAGAGUUUUUGAAGUACUGGUUUCCAUUUUUUGAUUGAUACAAAGCCUAGCCUUCUCUUUGAUUAUGCAAAACUGUCUUACUUUGGGUCGGCGGAUCUUCAUUUUGGCCGCGUGGAAAUCGCGGAUGUUGUCGCGCACGGACGUUAUGCAUUGAUGCACGAAAGCCUAUUGCUGGGAAGUUGGUGUUAGAACUUUUUGGGCGGACUGGUUUGGGCAAACUAUGAGGGAAUCAUGUGGACGUAUUGGCAAGAAGAAGAGUGCACACGUAUUCAAAGUUUAAACAUAGCAGCAUUAUUAUCACUGCAGGCUUUUUCUGCUUUACACCGUCUUAUACAUGUAAAAAGGGGGCACUGAGCCGGAUGUACGGAGCCUAGUGGAAUCACAGGGCAUUUGACUACGGGGCUUGCUAUACUCGCCCUUUAAGAUUGUCAAUAUCGCCACGAACAUCCGUUAUAUCGCGCAAUCUUUGACAUUGUAUAUACAGUAAUUUUAUUAUUUUACGCCUCAGUCCUCUUUCGUUUUUGGAGCGUCUAGCGAAGGACACGGGCGUAUCAUUUGGCAAGAAAUGCUGGAUAUCUGACUCAAAACGGAGUUCCAGGGGUAUCGCAGUCUCUGUACACACAUAUUCUAUUGCUUAGGGCUGAAAGCAGCGUCCACAUCAAUGUAAUUCACCGCCAUAACCAAAGAAAUAUGCACAUAUACCAGUUAGCUGUAGCUACAUGUAUGCACCACAUAUAUUGACUAACAAAGUACAAUACGACAUGGGAGAAAAAUGCCAAUCAUACAAAAAUACA
Messenger RNA from Lineus longissimus, 1947 nucleotides. Its product is annotated as neuronal calcium sensor 2-like. Bases 530 to 1165 code for a protein of 211 amino acids. Lineage: Eukaryota; Metazoa; Nemertea; Pilidiophora; Heteronemertea; Lineidae. The transcript is spliced from 4 exons. Gene Ontology annotation, molecular function: calcium ion binding. The record is from RefSeq and is a predicted model, not a curated record.